ACAGAUUUUAUUCACCCCAUCGAUGGCUGGUCGAGGGAGGGGAAGAGGGAAAGGGAAGGGAGCCUAUCAGGUCACGUGUCCACCCGGGUUCAAACGAGAAAAAGGACUUGGGUGCAGAGAUGUCAACGAAUGCAAGGUUGGAGGAGUAUCGCAAUGCGGGCAGCUUUGCGUCAAUACUCUCGGUUCUUACCACUGCUCAUGCCUACCAGGGUACGCCAUUGGGGCUGAUGAAUGGUCCUGCUCGGCUGGAGGACCUGAAGCAGAAAUCAUCUACAGUCACAGAGACAGCAUCUCAGAAGCAGACAUCCAGAAUGCGUUACCGGGUCGACGGAUCGCAAAUGACGUGAACACUGUCCUCUCCCUGGACAUCCAUCAUAGAGAGAGAAUGGUGUUCUGGAUUGACAGGAGUACCAACAAGAUUGAAAGGAAAUCAUUGGAUGGAGGUGAGAUUCAGCAUAUAGUCUCGAGACACCUGCACAGCCCAGAGAGCUUGGCCGUAGAUUGGGUUCAUAAUAAGAUCUAUUGGACAGACAUCAGACUCAAGCAGAUCGAGAGAUGUGAUUUAAACGGCUCAAACAGAGAAGUAGUCUUCAACACUGGUAAAAGGAGACCUAGGGCUAUUGCUUUGGAUCCAUUUGAAGGGUAUAUAUUCUGGAGUUCAUCAGGUAAAGCCGACAAGGUGGAGCGAGUGUCCACCAAUGGCAGACACACCAAGAGAAUCUCAAAGAAUGAUCUCAAGGUCAUCAGGAAUCUUGCCAUUGACGUGAUCGAUAAGAGGGUCUACUGGCUUGACAUUGGAAAGAGGAGGAUAGAAUCGUCCAACUAUAUUGGGAAGAAGAGGAAUAGACUCUUGGAAGAAAUCAGCCCAAAUGCAUUUGGCUUGGCCAUCUUUGAGCAGAAGGUAUACUGGGCUGACUCUGUGGAUAACAGUAUCCACAGUAUCGUUAAGUAUGGAGACAGUCCAGAGUCCAGAGUCGAUUGGAGUAUUUUUGUAGAAAGUAGCCCCAAAGGUGUCUGCAUCAACCAUCCAUCUACUCAACCCUCGUUUGAUAUCACUGGAUCUUUCAACUGUAGCACACACAGUGACUGUCAGAUUGACCUCCCCGACCUGACCCCUGACCCCUCCCGGUCCUACCUCAUCUACGCCAACACCACCAGCAUCCACCGCAUCUACGCGGACGGAUCCGGUCACAUGACCAUCGCCAAAGCCGGACUCAGCAACAUCUCCACCAUCGAGUUUGACCCCUUACAUAAGAUGGUGUACUUUGCGGAUCACGGGAGGGGUGUGAUCGAGAGGGUCAGGACUGAUGGGCGUGGCCUUGAGGUGGUGUCGACGAGGGGCGUGGACUCGGUGGAAGGCAUGGCUGUCGAUUGGAUGCACCGGAGAUUGUAUUGGGUUGAUUCAGUAGGAAGCUAUAUUGCUACUCAGAGCUUGUACCCUGGUAGUCGACACACGAUACUUAUGUCAUCAUUGGAUGAGCCACAUGGUAUAGCAGUUCAUCCUGCUCUUAACAUCAUCUACUGGAGUUCAUGGGGGGAAUCCCCUAAGAUCGAAGCUGCAAGGCAUGAUGGGAGUAAUCGUGUCACGGUAGCAGCGUCACCGGUGCGACCCACCAAACUGGCCAUAGACUAUACACACAACAAGGUUCUUUGGAUCGAUGCAGGUCUUAGUACCAUCAACGAAGCUGACCUUGACGGGACCAAUCAUAGGGUCAUCAACAGAGGGGAAAUGCACCAUCCUUUCGGUCUAGCCCUGUACGGAGAGCUAAUGUGGUCCACGGACUCGGAGCAGCGGGAAGUCCUAGCGCUGGACCGGAACAGUGGAGAGAAGCGGGUCUCGUUCAGCGGGGACUGGAUCAUACCUGUGGAUGUUCAUUUGAUACACAGUGGAAGGAGAGUUAUAGGAGACAUUGACCCUUGCCAAGUGUUCAACGGAGGUUGCGAACAGAUCUGUAUCUAUGCUCAUACCAACCAAGCAAUCUGUAAUUGUGAGACUGGAUAUCAUCUUAGAAGAGACAGAGUGACUUGUGAACCAGGUAAGAUUAAGAAUAAGUUUGAAAUAAAGAUAAAGAUUAAAUGAAAUUAUCUUUGUUCAUACCAACCAAGCAAUCUUUCAUUUUGAGACUGGAUAUCAUUUAAGAAGAGACAGAGUGACUUUUGAACCAGGUAAGAUUAAGAUGAAGAAUAAGAUUAAGAUUAAGAUAAAUAUUAAAUGAAGUUAUUUUUGUUCAUACCAACCAAGCAAUAUGUAAUUGUGAGACUGGAUAUCAUCUUAGGAGAGAUAGAGUGACUUUUGAACCAGGUAAGACUAAGAUUAAAUGAAAUUAUCUAU
Lytechinus pictus (painted urchin) is the source of this 2332-nucleotide messenger RNA. RefSeq names its product low-density lipoprotein receptor-related protein 4-like. The record is from RefSeq and is a predicted model, not a curated record. NCBI's taxonomy places the organism in Eukaryota, Metazoa, Echinodermata, Echinoidea, Temnopleuroida, Toxopneustidae. Bases 23 to 2080 code for a protein of 685 amino acids. Gene Ontology annotation, molecular function: calcium ion binding; Wnt receptor activity; Wnt-protein binding. The transcript has 11 exons. Gene Ontology annotation, biological process: canonical Wnt signaling pathway.